AUGCCUGCCCAAACUGGAUGGAGGCAACUCAACAUCGCCGUUGUUGGAGGCGGAAUCGGAGGUCAGGCAGCCGCCACGUCUCUUCGACGACAAGGCCACGAAGUCACCAUCUAUGAGAGAGCCGACUUUGCAGGCGAAGUCGGCGCGAGCAUCUCCUGUGCCGCAAACGGAACUCGAUGGCUCGAGGAGUGGAAAGUCAACAUCGAACUUGGCGAUCCCGUGUUGCUUAAAAAACUGAUCAGUCGCGACUGGAAGACCGGUGAGCCUGUCAGCGUGUACGACCUGGCAGACUACAAGGAGCGCUGGGGAUACGUCUACAACAUGUUUCAUCGCCAAUAUAUGCACAAGAUGCUGAUGGACAGCGCCCUUGGUGAGCACGGAGAAGGUAUACCAGCCAAGCUGAUUGUCAAUCAUAAGGCGGUAGAUGUCGACGUUCAGGCUGGAGAGAUCACUUUCAGCAACGGCGAGAAGGUACGACAUGACGUUGUCAUUGGUGCCGAUGGUAUCGGUUCCGCCCUCCGAAAUGUUAUGGGAAUCAAGACUGUUCGAAAGCCCGCGACAUGCACCUGUCUCCACACGAACGUGGACACCGAGAAAGCUGUCAAACUUGGUCUGGUAGAUUACUCGCAGGACAGCGCCCUAGAGUACUGGGGCGGCUACGACACCCAUUUCAAAAUUGUGCUCUCGCCGUGUAAUGGCGGCAAGUUGCUGUCGUACUAUUGCUUUUUCCCACGAGAGGCAGGCGACCUCCGAGCCCAGACUUGGGAUCAAGAAGCUUCGCUCGACGAGCUGCUUGCUCCAUAUCCGGAUCUGGAUCGGCAGGUCUUCAAACACCUCGAGAUUGGAUACGAGAUUCGGCCAUGGCGAUUGUGGCUUCAUGAACCCUACCCCUUGUGGACGAAGGGCGUGGUCGCUCUCAUGGGUGACGCAGCACAUCCGAUGAUGCCAGACCAGAGUCAGGGUGCCUGUCAAGCCAUUGAAGAUUCGGCCGCGCUAGGCCUUGUCUUCAGCAAAGAGCACUUCAAUGGCGACAUUCAGGAGUCCCUGGCAGUGUUUGAGCAGGUCCGCAAACCUAGAGCAACCAAGGUGCAAGCUGCAUCUGCAAAGGCGCGUGAAAACAUUAACGAACGUAUUGGGUUUUCGGACAAUACGGACACAGCCGUGUACAAGGUCUCCGACGAAUCCAACAAACUCACCAUCGAGGAAAUGAACAGGUAUGAUAUGAAGGGUCAUGUUGCAGAUGUAUUCAGAGCACGUCGCGAGGACAGGAUUUGA
Molecule: messenger RNA, 1275 nt
Organism: Exophiala spinifera
Lineage: Eukaryota; Fungi; Ascomycota; Eurotiomycetes; Chaetothyriales; Herpotrichiellaceae
Exons: 6
Coding region: 1-1275 (424 amino acids)
Molecular function (GO): monooxygenase activity; FAD binding
Source: RefSeq, a predicted model, not a curated record